CUUGAAGAAUGUCACACUGAUGCCUCUAGCUUAAAUGCGGACAGAUUUGUCAGUCUAAAAGUGUAACGAUGAACAUAUUGGUGUGUUUGAUUUGGUUGGCAUUAACCGGCGUCGUAGCCGGUGACCCGUGCACAAGCCACGGAACAUUAGAUGACGUACAUCGUAGUACAGAUUAUCAAGUAAAAGAUCCACAGUAUGAAUAUAUGAUAUGUGACAGGAGUAUAAAUCAUACGUGGUAUAAGUUUAGCAAAGGUAAGACAAUGCCAGACCAUUGUGUACACACAUAUUACUGUGGAACCCAUAUCCCAAUUUGGUUAAAGGGGACACAUCCAAGCCAGUCAGAUGGUAUUGUAACCAGGAACGUUUGCGGUGCCAGUGUAGAUGAUAGCGACUGUUGUCAGUACCAAGAUACGAUUCGGGUGAAGAAUUGUGGAGCUUUCUUUGUGUAUGAACUUAAACCGACAAGAGGGUGUUCUAGGGCAUAUUGCGCUGGUACUGGGAAAGCAUGUCCUACCGGACAGUGGUCGCCAACAGGACUUCAACCCGGGUGUCGAGAUAUGUUUCCACUAAUGACAAAGUCACCAACACUCUCCAAUCCAAUCGUUAAAUCGGAUACGUUUGAAUUCAGCUGUCAUAUCAAUUUCGAUCCAUCAAGAUCUGAUGUUGGUUUCUAUGUCAGUUGGCUGUUUGACAACAAAACAGAUCCUAAUGUACCUGAUACUAAAAUAACUGGCCUUGAUCGCAAUGUUCUGCUCGACCAGAAGUAUUUAAAGUAUCAUCUGGGGAAAACGCUAAGCUGUAUUGCUCAAUCCUAUUUUCUGACAACGCCAUUCAAUAGAGGACCGUCUUUGACUAGCAAUGGCUACUGGUGUGGCAUAAAGUUCUCGAACACGAGUCUGACGGUGGGAGAAAACGAGCCGGCAAAAAAAGUUAAAAUGAUAUCGACGAUCCCAAUUGUUUGCAAACGAGCGGCACAACUGUCCUGCAGGCUUGAUAUUUACUUGCAAAACAACAAACGUGAUGCGAGAUUUACUAAAUGCACCCAGACCCUUACCCAUUCUGAUUGGAACAGCAACACACUAGAGGCAGUCACGGAAUUCGAAGUUCUAGCUGAAAGAGAUUCCAAAAACGAUAAGGACAAAACUUUAGCUAUCCACUUUGAAAUGAUUAAUACAGCUGACGGGCCGGACAUAUUUAACAACUAUACGUUGCCAUUUCUGACGGUACACACCAUUGAUAAAGAAACAGCAAUGUGCCAAUGUACAAAUGAUCCAUGGUGCCAGACAUUUGACUCUGAAUUCCAGAAAUAUGGGAACUCAGCACCAUUCUACAGUCUACAACUAACCGGAGAGUUUACCAUGUAUACAAGCACCGUUCCAAAUCGUUUAUUUAAAACAGAAAUUCGAACAAGUACGUGUGGUAUGGAAACAGGAUCGUGCAUUUGUGCAGUUGCAGCUCAGGAAGGCAACGACGUUGUUGUGAUUGAUAUGUGUCACGGACAUUACGGACAUUCGUAUCCGCAGCUGACAAUCCCAAACAAAAACCAGGGAAUGGUAGUUAAUCGUGAUUCAGCCGGAAAAGAAUUUCUGGUUGAUUUUCCAUCCGGCGCUCAGGUUCACGCUAGCAUUUAUAAUGGGACAGCAUUAACAGUCAUGGUCACGGCUCCAGAAGAAGACUACACGGCGACUGCGGGACUCUGUGGAACGUUUGAUAAAAAUGUUCGAAAUGAUUUCAAACGUAAAUCUGGUCAAGUUGAUGCUUUUUCAAAAUAUCCGACUGCUUUCAUUGAGUCUUGGAGAAUCCCAGUUGGAUCGUCAAUAUUUGACAAUAAGUACAACAUUCCCGCUGAUCCAAAAUAUGAUAACAACAUUUAUUAUUGCGACUGCAACAACAAUAAACAUCAAGUUAAAUGCCAGAUAAGUAAAGGAUCAUUACCAGCUGUUCAGGCCAGAUGUCCAACGUGCACAACUACCGUGACUUCUACACAAGGUAGUACACAAAGCGGAAGAAAGAAGCGAGCGACAGUUCAGACUGAUAAUUCACCUACCAACUAUUUCUUUGAUUAUGGUCUUGGUCAUCAAGCGAUACAAAAGUAUUUUCCAACACCACGUGGUAUUACACGAGCGGAUGCAGAGAUGUCGUGUAAGAAAGCAUUUAGUCAAAGCUCAACUGUUGACCAGUGCAAGACACAUGCUAGUAUCAUGUCUGAUUCCCAUCUGGAAAUGUGUGUAGAAGACCUCAAGUAUUCUGACGAUAAAUCGUUUAUUCGGAUGGCUUUGGAUGCUGCUGUAACAUCUUGUAGUUCGAAAAUACUCAAGAACAUAACAUUAUAUGAUAGCCAUGGGAAACCACCAGCAUUUAUCACCACCGAACUGUGUCCGGGUGACUGUUCUGGACACGGGACUUGCAAGAGUGGAACAUGUCUUUGUGACUUUGGCUACUAUGGGGACAGUUGUGAAAUUGACUCUCAUGAACCGCCCCAUUUAUACUACUAUGCGAGCGCUGUAGCAGAGGACUCGGUAUUGUGUGACGUCACAAUGAGACCGUGUGAGGUUGCAUAUAUGGCAGGGAAUAAUUUCUACAACAAUUCGCGCUUAUCGUGCAAAGUUAUGGAGUUAAAGUUCGACGGUACGGCAUUUGCUGUAACAGGGAAUCAUUAUACCACUGGUGUGAUUUACAAUAACAUGUAUAAUGUUGGUUGUAAACUACCCCUGAAAUCUUCAGUAGGAGGACACACAGUGAUAGGCUUCAAUGUUUCUAUUUCUAAUGAUGGAAGAUUCUACAGCAAUGAUGUAAAGGUCAUCAGAAUCGACUCGUCCUGUAUGACAUGUGAUGAUCAUGGCGUCUCAUGUCAAAUUGUGGACCAUACAUGUUUGAUUGACGGUAACUGUCGGCGCGCAGGAGAAUCUAAUUCAGAAAACAAGAACCAGAUAUGUGACCCAUCAAGAAGCAAACAGUCUUGGACAAACGCCGAUAACACACUUCCCAUUGUAAAGCCUUCCGAAAGACCGACAGCACCACUCGGAGGUGUAAGACUCAAACGGUUCGACAUAUGGACAACAUCGAAGACCGGAUGUAAAUGUGCGCAUGACCAAGCAGACAACAACUGUGCUUGCUGCGAUGAAGGCGGUUGUCAAUGCCCUGCUCCAAACCAACAUCAGUGCGCGGUUUGUGGAAAUAUGACUACGUGUGGAACUCCACAACCUGCACCGGACAUGGGAUUAGAUGGUUACACUCUCGCUCUAGCAGACUGCACGUGCUUGUUCGACACCACCAAGUACAACUGUGCAUGUUGUCAAAACCACGAAAGUUGUCAGUGUGGCGCCGAACACAAAAACCAAUGUGUUGACUGCAAACACAUGGAUCAGUGUGGAAAGAAGCCAUGGAUCUUCGGACCGCCGAUACCACUUCAAGAUUAGAAAGGACACAGAGGUGUAUUGUUUUAAUGUCUAGUUUCAUUAAUUAAAACAGAAAAGUAAAAUGGAUUUCUAAGA
Molecule: messenger RNA, 3494 nt
Organism: Mercenaria mercenaria
Lineage: Eukaryota; Metazoa; Mollusca; Bivalvia; Venerida; Veneridae
Product: von Willebrand factor D and EGF domain-containing protein-like
Exons: 24
Coding region: 69-3419 (1116 amino acids)
Source: RefSeq, a predicted model, not a curated record